UAUUUACAUCUGUUUUCUGCUCUCCUCAAAUUUCAUCUUGCGCUAAACUUUUAUCUCUCCAAAAUCCUUUACCCCUGAAGCUAUGGCUGCGAAUAUUCAGACUCUCGCUCAGCUUCUGGACACCUCAUUGAUACCUUCCCAGAACAAACAAGGUACGGUGGAUCCAUUGCAAUUCGAUCUUGUUGCGGGGUUGUCGGCUGCGAUACAGAGCCUCGAUCAACUUGUCCCCCCUGGAACGGAACGGGAGCUGACAUGCUAAUUUUUUUUUGUGUAGCUGAAAGCUCUCUGCGAGCCGGUGAAAAUCAGGAGGGAUUUGCUCCUCUGCUGUUACAGAUCGUUGCGUCGGAUAGCUUUGCCUCGAAUACUCGUUUAGCGGCUGCUCUGUACUUCAAAAACUUACUUGGGAGGAAUUGGACUGUGGGUUCCCCGGUCUUUGAAUUAUGGGGAGACCCUGGUAUUAAAUAUUUCUGCAUAUAGGAUGAGGAGGGUCAUUACAAGAUGGCGGAGACUGAGGUUGUGGCGGUCAAACAAGAUUUGGUUGGGCUUAUGAUCACUGUUCCGCCGGCCUUGCAAGUUCAGCUUGGAGAGGCUAUCAGCAUCAUUGCGGAGAGCGAUUUUUGGCAACGCUGGGAAACAUUAAUUGAUGUUUGAUUCCUUACUUACUCUGCUCCUCUUGGGCUCAAAACUUAUGGCGGUGCUAGGAUCUUGUGUCCAAACUCACCCCCGACAAUGCUCAAGUCAACAACGGUGUUCUUCAGGUGGCGCAUGCGAUUUUCAAACGUUGGAGGCCACUUUUCCGUUCCGAUGACUUGUUCACCGAAAUCAAUCAUGUCCUUCGGAAAUUCACAGCUCCCUUUCUGAAACUGAUGGAGGUGGGUUGAUUUAUUGUGCAACUUGGGUUGAAUAGCUUUCUUACGGUUUUCCAGGCUACCGACCAGCAAAUAACACAAGCUCAAGAUAAUAAACCUGCCUUGGAUGGAUAUUUCCAAACGCUCAACCUUAUUAUAAAGAUUUCAUUUGAUCUUAACUGCCAGGAUCUUGCGCCGGAUUUUGAGGAGAAUCUCGCGACAAUUAUGGGAUUGCUGCACAAGUAUCUUACUUUCACCAAUCCCCUUCUUGUGACCGGUGACGAUGACGAAUCGGGCCCGUUGGAGCGAGUCAAGGCUGGAAUAUGUGAAUUCCUCCAGCUCUUUACCACUAAGUAUGAGGAUGUAUUUGACGAGAUGCUCCAAAAUUUUGUUAACUCGACAUGGAUGUUAUUAACCACCACUGGGCCCGAGCCGAAAUAUGACAUUGUGAGUAUAUCAAAUUCGCCUCUCUGUCUCGGGAAAGAACAACAAAUUACCAAGGCCGUUCAUGCUCACGUUGGUCGGAUCAUCUAGUUGGUCAGUAAGGCCUUGCAAUUCUUGACGGCUGUAGCAAGGUCGGGUAAGCACGCUCAAAACUUUAGCACGGUGACGGUGUUGGAGCAAGUUGUUGAAAAGAUAAUCCUACCUAAUAUGACUUUACGGGGUUCGUUUACUCCUCUGCGAAGUUGUUUUUUUGUUUUGAUUGUUCUCUGAGAUUGACUCUGCUAUAGCUUCUGAUGAGGAAUUGUUUGAGGAUGACCCAAUCGAGUUUAUUCGAAGGGAUCUUGAAGGCUCUGAUAGUGAUACUCGCAGAAGGGCCGCUACGGACUUUCUUCGUCAACUCCUCGAGCAGUUUGACAAAACUGUCACUGAAGUUGUUUACAAAUAUAUCAACCAUUACCUGCAGGACUACAGUAGUAACCCCAAAGCAAACUGGAGAUCGAAGGACACUGCCUUGUACUUGUUCUCGUCUAUCGCUGCGAAGGGCACAACCGAGAGAAAGGGGGUUACACAUACUAAUCUCCUUGUGGAUGUCGUAGAAUUCUUCCAGAGUCAUAUCGCAGCGGAUCUUAUUGCCCCGUUUGAAGAUGUGCAGCCUAUUCUGAAGGUUGAUGCGAUAAAGUAUCUCUACACCUUCCGCAGCCAAUUGACUAAGUCUCAACUUUCCGAUGCUUUCCCGCUUCUCGCUAGGCACUUUGGAUCUCCAAAUUAUGUUGUCUACAGCUAUACUGCGAUUACUGUUGAGCGCUUGCUGGCGAUGACUUCUGAUGGGGAGCCGUUGUUUCACCCUGAUGACUUGAGACCUUACGCAAGGGACCUCUUUGAGAACCUCUUUAGGUUGAUCGAACAAGCCGUCACUCCCGAGAAGAUUCAGGAGAAUGAAUAUCUGAUGCGCUGUGUAAUGCGGGUUAUUAUCGUUGCUAGGGAUACUACCGGAUCAUUGGUGGAAUACGUUCUGGGAGAGCUUAUCAAGAUAACGGGCGUAGUUAGUAAGAAUCCCAGUAACCCAAGGUUUAUCCACUAUCACUUCGAGAGUCUUGGUGGGAUAAUUAGGUGUUUCCCUAUCCUUCUCCCGAGCGCUGUUGGUGGGGUUUUAGCUGAUUUUCUUAGAUUUGUUGCGCCUGGACAACCGGAAAGCCUCGAAAAUGCCCUUCAUGAUCCUUUUAUGGCUGUUUUGGGCCAAGAUGUUACGGGUGCGCCUCGCCGACCUGAUGCUCAUCUUCUUUGCUAACCUUUGGCUAGAGUUCAUCCCCUACGUAUUCCAGCUACUUGCCCUGCUCCUGGAAAGUGAUGCUCCUGCCCCUCUGCCCCGACGCUAUAAGGAUCUUAUGACCCCACUCCUCACACCAGCCCUCUGGGAAUCCCGAGGAAAUGUCCCGGCUCUUGUCCGUUUGCUCCAGGCUAUAAUGGCUCGAGGAGCGUCCCAUUUCGUGGAAAACAAUCAGCUAUCGGCAAUCCUUGGUAUUUUUCAGAAGCUGGUAGCCUCAAAACUGACCGAAGUACAUGCUUUUGAGCUGCUGGAAGCAUGUUUCAUUUAUUUCCCGCUGUACGCACCAAUUAGCACUUGGCCCCUGGUUUUGUCUAACAUUUGUAUUUAGGAGCACCUUACAGCCCUUUGUCAAGGAUAUUUUUAUCAUUCUACUCACUAGGUUAAAUGGCUCAAAAACAGACGCUUUGUCCCAAAGGUUUGCUAGGUUUUUUUAUUUUCUCGCUGCGAGAGAUAAGGAUGGUACCGGGCCCGAUUUCGUUGUAGGAACUAUUGAUGCCGUGCAAGCAGGGUGAGUGAAGAAUUUGCCAAAGAUAUAUUCGCCCCCCCACCCGCUGAUACAUGUUGGGUAUAGCAUCUUCGGCCAACUUUAUGGCGCUGUCGUUCUACCUGAUACACAAAAAUUACAACGACCGGCUGAUCGAAAGAUUGCUGUUGUUGGUUUGACAAAGCUCGUUGCCUUCUCAGGAGGUCUGGCUGCUGAAUAUCACAAAACAUGGCCUGGUUCAGUCGUCGCUUUAUUAAAACUGCUCGAGGUGCCACCGGUACCCGCCCAAGACGAUGGAGGGGUCGACCUCCACGAAGCUGAUAUUGAUGAUUUAAGCUUUGGCGCAACCUUUACUAGGCUUAAUACUUGUAAGAAGAAGGCAGUUGAUCUGUUCCCUGACACUGGUGACUUGAAAAAAUGGGUUGGCGAGCAGCUUAAGGAAGGAGACUCAAAGUAUGGGGGUAGGGUACGACAGAUUCCUCGCAUGCCCACUUUUUGCAAGGAACUGGAUCUGCUGACAGUAAUCCUUAGGUCGAAAAUUGGAUUAAAGCCGAGUUGCCGGAUGAAGCUAAGGUCGUUCUGAGAAGGUAUAUGCAAUAAUUGUGGUAGUUGCCCGCGUACAUGGGCCGGGCGGGCUCACUAGGGUUCUGUGACUAGAGCUAUGGAUCAAAAGCGAUACUUUGGGUUCUAUGUCACGAAUUUUUGACUUUCAAUUGUAGCAAAACAUUGCCAUAGCGUUUGGUUCUUCCCAUGUUCUACUAUGUUGUUGCCCCUUGUAACAGGGACUGUACAAGCAAGUUAGCGAGAUACCGUAAAUUGAUAGUUCACUCAUCGGUAUAU
Tuber aestivum (summer truffle) is the source of this 3943-nucleotide messenger RNA. The record is from the annotation of a GenBank genome assembly. Lineage: Eukaryota; Fungi; Ascomycota; Pezizomycetes; Pezizales; Tuberaceae.